Messenger RNA from Oncorhynchus keta (chum salmon), 1565 nucleotides. Its product is annotated as golgin subfamily B member 1-like. The coding region runs from base 78 to 761 and encodes 227 amino acids. Lineage: Eukaryota; Metazoa; Chordata; Actinopteri; Salmoniformes; Salmonidae. Gene Ontology annotation, cellular component: Golgi apparatus. The transcript is spliced from 6 exons. The record is from RefSeq and is a predicted model, not a curated record.
CUCUGUUCUUCCCCAGGUCUGAGAGUAGCAGGCUGCAUUCUGAGUGCCAGCGUCUGGCUGGGGAGAGGAAGGAGACCAUGGCCCUGGUGGGGAAGGAUGUGUCUGAUGACCCGUCACUGACCCAGCUCCAGGCAGAGAGAACUCAGCUGCAGAGUCACCUGCAGCGCUGCCUCUAUGAGAUCCAGCAGAGAGAUCUGCACUGCCAGCAGCUCAACGCCAAGCUGCAGCAGGUGGUGGAGGAGAAAGGGGGGGUGUCGGCCCAGCUGAGGGCAGUGUCUCAGACGCUGAGAGACACCCAGAACCGCUGCUAUUGGCUGGAGAACCAGGCCCUGCCUAACCAGCACCACCAGGGCCUUGCAAAGCAGGGGGCGAUGUCUGUAGAAGUGCCUCCCGGAGCUCCCCAGGAGAGGAGCAGUGCUGUGGUAGACAUGGAAGCACUGGAGGCCGGCGAGCUCAGGACCAGGCUGGUGGAGGUGGAGCAGAGCGUGGUUCAGCUAAGUGAGAGUCUGGCUGAAGAGAGGACCAGGAGGGAAGCAGCCGAGGAAGCUCUGGGACUGGCUGAGGACAGAGCCAAGAGCGUUGACUCCAGUCCAUCCAGGACGACCCAGAGAGACUUCAGCAUCCAGCUGGAUACAGAGGAGGAGUGGGAGGCCCUCAUCCUCAACCCCAACGAACCCCUGGUCACACGCAAGGUGAAAGGCGGGAUGCUGGCCUGCAGGCGCUGGCUUCGGGGCGGAGCCUGUACUGCUCCAAGCUGCUGACAUCACGGGCCCGCUCGCGCUACCUCUUCCUUGGCUACCUGCUGAUUCUGCACGUGGCUGUCCUCAUGUGCCUCACCGGCGCCCUCUAGUGCCGUGGGGUUGAAAACAAUCACAAAUUGCAGAUAGAAAUAUAAUUUAUAGAGCAGACUGAGGCACGUUUCCUCCAUGACAAAGACGAUUUGUUCUGCGCAAUGUUUUUCUAUGUAGUUCACUUGACGCUGGGGGUGUUAACAUUGCAGAUACAAAUGUCAUGUGUAGACAAGACACCAUGGCCCGUUUCCUCCACGACAAAGAGGAAUGUCUGUUCUACUCCAUUUCGAGGUAGUUAACCAUGUCUUUUCCCCCUGGAAUGUUAUUCCACCUUUUAGAAUAAGCUGCAGGGUUUUGUCUAGUAUCCAGAGUUUUCAUAAGAGUGAGGGCUUUUGGGGUGUGUCUCAAGUCUUGUGGCUUCUUCGCCUCACCUCCUUCCCUUGGUUCUCACUGGUCUGAAAAGAAAAUGGACAGCUGAAAGUGGGUCCUUUGGUUAGAUCCUACCUUCUGGUUUUCACCCAUUUUUUGUCAGAUCAGUGCAGACGGAGGCGAGAGGAAGAAGACUGUUAUUGACUAUUAAGACUCAGCCUUUGGAGUGUCUCAGGAGAAAGUGCCGUUUCGAUCCUGUCUGUUAUGUGUUAAAGCCUGAGACGGAACAGAAAGCCAUAUCCAUUCUACAUGAACGCUAGCCUAAGACGUGUGUGUGUGUGUGUGUGUGUGUGUGUGUGUGUGUGUGUGUGUGUGUGUGUGUGUGUGUGUGUGUGUGUGUGUGUG